Molecule: messenger RNA, 2271 nt
Organism: Botrytis cinerea B05.10
Lineage: Eukaryota; Fungi; Ascomycota; Leotiomycetes; Helotiales; Sclerotiniaceae
Gene: Bcalo1
Product: Bcalo1
Exons: 2
Coding region: 419-2047 (542 amino acids)
Cellular component (GO): mitochondrion; membrane
Molecular function (GO): D-arabinono-1,4-lactone oxidase activity; FAD binding
Source: RefSeq, a predicted model, not a curated record
GGUAUUCACGGUAUCCAACGGAUGAUGCGAUUGUAGACGAUGAGCCCAUUCGUGGUCUAGUUUCAUCAAACCAUGCAAACAUCUGGACUGCAUUGGACUGCAUUGGACUGGACUGGUAUAAAUUGGAUUCAUUGGAUGUAUCGUAUCGGUAUGUAUUGUCGGCGUCGGCUUAUUUUUAUGCACUCAUUCACGCAUCUGCAGCCAUUUUAGUUUCAUAUUCAAAACCACCCCGCCUAAAAAAGUAUCAACCCUCUUUCGACGAGAGGCGACAAAAAUGGGAGAAGGAGAAUAUUUCCUUUCUUCCACUUCUCUCGGGAGUAUCAGAUGAGAAUAGAAUAUUCCUCUCGACCCAGAUUAUAUACUCGCAUCAUAGUACCUAAAACCCACCUGGGUAUCGUCUCUAGAUCUGGGCGCAAAGAUGGACCCCGCAAUCAAAUCCGAAUUGGAGAAAUAUGGCGACGACGUUCCUUUCCGCGCAGUAACAAACCAUACACAGUCAACAUGGGCAAGAACAUUUCACUCGUCUCCCGAAUUGUUCAUUCAACCGCAAUCUAUCGCCGAAGUCGAAAAGGUGGUCAAUCUUGCGCGAAGAUGUAGACGCCGAAUUACAACUGUAGGAUGUGGUCAUUCUCCUUCCAAUAUUACUUGCACAUCGAGCUGGCUCAUCAAUCUGGAUAAUUUCAACAAAAUCCUAUCUGCGGACCGGGAAACAGGCGUGGUGGUUAUGCAAAGUGGCAUUCGAUUGUAUUCCGUGGGUGAACAACUUGAUGCUGUCGGUUUGGCCAUGCCAAAUUUGGGUAGUAUUAAUCACCAAUCGAUUGCUGGGGCUAUUUCGACAGGAACUCACGGAAGUACUUUACGGCAUGGUAUCUUGUCAAGUUCGAUCUUGGAAUUGAAGAUUACUCUUUCGAAUGGUAAAACGGAAACUUGUUCACCAGAUCAAAAUGAGGAACUCUUUCGCGCGUCUCUCAUUUCUUUGGGAGCAAUCGGUAUCAUUACAGAAAUUACUUUCCAAGCCGUCCCAGCUUUCACUCUUUCAUGGGAACAAACCGUGGACACAGAUCUUCGAAUGAUGAAUAACUGGGAUAAAACACUUUGGACACAAACCGAAUUUGUUCGAGUGUGGUGGUUUCCUUAUACAAGAAGAGCAGUUGUUUGGGCUGCUGAAAAGACAGAUUUGGCUCCCAUGCCUCCUCCAAAAUCGUAUUAUGAUGCUUGGUUAGGAUAUCACGUCUACCACAAUCUUCUUGCCCUAGGACAUUACGUUCCAAGUAUUCUUCCAUGGGUAGAAUGGUUUGUCUUUGGUAUGCAAUAUGGAUUUGCAAAUGGUUCCAAGAGUUCUGCAAUUCAACCAUCUCGUCAAGCUCUCCUGAUGAAUUGUCUUUACUCGCAAUUCGUUAACGAAUGGGCAAUUCCAAUUUCCAAAGGUCCAGAAGCUUUAAAGAGAUUGAGUUCGUGGCUUAACCAUCUUACUCCAGAUGAUCCAGAUUACGUUGCACAUGGUAUUCCUUAUUCAGCAGAAGGUUUGUAUGUUCACGCACCUGUCGAAGUUCGCGUCACAGAAACAAGCAAUAGUCUUACCCCUCGUCCACAUCUUGAUCCUACAUGCACAGAAGAAGCAACUCUCUACCUAAACGCAACUCUCUAUCGUCCAUAUGAUAUGGAUCCACCAUGCCAUGCAAGAUAUUACCAAGGAUUCGAAUUUCUGAUGCGAGAAUUAGGUGGUAGACCUCAUUGGGCUAAGAAUUUCGAAACUACAGGUGAAGAUAUUGAAGCUAUGUAUGGAGAGAAUUUGGAGAACUGGAGAAGGAUUAGAAAUGAUGCGGAUCCGGAAGGUAUGUUUGUAGGAGAAUGGCAUAGAAGAUUCAUUUUAGGAAAUGGAUCUAGACUAGCGCUUGAAGAGGUGGAAACUGGCAGGAAGAAGUUUAGAAAGGGGGGUGUCUUGGUUGAGGGUGUAGUUGGUGGGUUUAAAGAUGAGGAGGACGAGGGAGAGGGAAGCGAGAGUGGAGAGAGUUUUGAUAUGUUGAGGGCUAGCGAGAUGAAGUAGAAUAUCCAGGAAAGCGGAGGAAUAGGUCUUUUUGUUUGUUUUUAAGUAAUAGCAUAACCUAAGCAUUGCAUUGUAUUGCAUUUGCGGAAUUGAAGUUGAAAUCGGAAUGAGAAUCCAUGAUAUCAUAUCAUAUACAUGAAUAGUCUUUGUGGUUAAACAGAUACAACAUGGAGUACUCACUUAAAGGUUAAUCCCCCCCGCCCCUCCCUAUCUCUCCUCCUACA